Messenger RNA from Closterium sp. Naga37s-1, 1884 nucleotides. NCBI's taxonomy places the organism in Eukaryota, Viridiplantae, Streptophyta, Zygnematophyceae, Desmidiales, Closteriaceae. The record is from the annotation of a GenBank genome assembly.
AUGAGACGGCUUACACAAUACAGCCGCACGCCGGCUCUCCCAGUCGCCCCAGCUCCCCAUCCCACCCUUCCUAUCACCUCCUCUGCAUGCCCAAUCACCCCCAACUCAACCCAACCCCCCUUAACCAACUCACCCAACCCACCCCCCCCAACUCACCCAACCCACCCCCCCCAACUCACCCAACCCAUCCCCCCCCCACCCCCCCCCAACUCACCCGGUCAACGUACUUCCACACCUCCUGCAGCUGCACGUUCAGCCAGUGCACCUGCCAGUCACGGCCCAGGAGGAGGGGGGAAACAGGGGGGUGGGGAUGAGGAGGGAAGGGGCAACAAAGCUUGCUGCGGCUCGAACCUCUCUGAUUCGAAUUUCUCAUAUGCUCUAUCGCCCAUCCCACAUGCUCUAUCGCCCAUCCCACAUGCUCAAUCGCCCAUCCCACGUGCUCUAUCGCCCAUCCCACAUGCUCUAUCGCCCAUCCCACAUGCUCUAUCGCCCAUCCCACAUGCUCUAUCGCCCAUCCCACAUGCUCUAUCGCCCAUCCCACAAGCUCAAUCGCCCAUCCCACGUGCUCUAUCGCCCAUCCCACAUGCUCUAUCGCCCAUCCCACAUGCUCUAUCGCCCAUCCCACAAGCUCAAUCGCCCAUCCCACGUGCUCUAUCGCCCAUCCCACAUGCUCUAUCGCCCAUCCCACAUGCUCUAUCGCCCAUCCCACAUGCUCUAUCGCCCAUCCCACAUGCUCUAUCGCCCAUCCCACAUGCUCUAUCGCCCAUCCCACAUGCUCUAUCGCCCAUCCCACAUGCUCUAUCGCCCAUCCCACAAGCUCAAUCGCCCAUCCCACGUGCUCUAUCGCCCAUCCCACAUGCUCUAUCGCCCAUCCCACAUGCUCUAUCGCCCAUCCCACAAGCUCAAUCGCCCAUCCCACGUGCUCUAUCGCCCAUCCCACAUGCUCUAUCGCCCAUCCCACAUGCUCUAUCGCCCAUCCCACAUGCUCUAUCGCCCAUCCCACAUGCUCUAUCGCCCAUCCCACAAGCUCAAUCGCCCAUCCCACGUGCUCUAUCGCCCAUCCCACAUGCUCUAUCGCCCAUCCCACAUGCUCUAUCGCCCAUCCCACAAGCUCAAUCGCCCAUCCCACGUGCUCUAUCGCCCAUCCCACAUGCUCUAUCGCCCAUCCCACAUGCUCUAUCGCCCAUCCCACAUGCUCUAUCGCCCAUCCCACAAGCUCAAUCGCCCAUCCCACGUGCUCUAUCGCCCAUCCCACAUGCUCUAUCGCCCAUCCCACAUGCUCUAUCGCCCAUCCCACAUGCUCUAUCGCCCAUCCCACAUGCUCUAUCGCCCAUCCCACAUGCUCUAUCGCCCAUCCCACAUGCUCUAUCGCCCAUCCCACAUGCUCUAUCGCCCAUCCCACAUGCUCUAUCGCCCAUCCCACAUGCUCUAUCGCCCAUCCCACAAGCUCAAUCGCCCAUCCCACGUGCUCUAUCGCCCAUCCCACAUGCUCUAUCGCCCAUCCCACAUGCUCUAUCGCCCAUCCCACAAGCUCAAUCGCCCAUCCCACGUGCUCUAUCGCCCAUCCCACAUGCUCUAUCGCCCAUCCCACAUGCUCUAUCGCCCAUCCCACAUGCUCUAUCGCCCAUCCCACAUGCUCUAUCGCCCAUCCCACAUGCUCUAUCGCCCAUCCCACAUGCUCUAUCGCCCAUCCCACAUGCUCUAUCGCCCAUCCCACAUGCUCUAUCGCCCAUCCCACAUGCUCUAUCGCCCAUCCCACAUGCUCUAUCGCCCAUCCCACAUGCCGUAUCUCCCAUCCCAUGUGUAUCCAGCCUUCCUCCUCCUACAAACGUGUCAACCGCCAAAUCUUGCCAUUUUCUUGGCAUGUUUUGGCAGAUCGACUAG